Molecule: messenger RNA, 1080 nt
Organism: Peronospora belbahrii
Lineage: Eukaryota; Oomycota; Peronosporomycetes; Peronosporales; Peronosporaceae
Source: the annotation of a GenBank genome assembly
AUGCCGACCAUUGCCGUCAAGUCUCGGGGCGAUUCAAAGGAAGUGUCACCUCUAAAGCCGAAUAAUUUGGCUCUAUUGCGUGUAAAAAAGCGACUUGUUCCGAUGCAAUUGGAAUGUAGCAGUAGUGAAGAUGCUGGAGGAGAUACAGAUGAGAAAGAUGGACACAAAUUAGUGCAAGCAGCAUCCAUUUGGCGAGAAGUUGAAGGACCUGACGCAGCGAAUGCCGAUGUAAAAAUGAACAACAUUCGACGGUAUUUUCGAGCGGCACGGGCGCUGUACGAGAUGCAAUUCCAGGUGAAGCGACCCUCGGCUAUCUUGAAAAUGAAGUCCAGCUCGUACGGACUUAAAAGCCGAUCGACAUUCGACGCGUUGGCAGCGCUGGUGUCUCCACUCCGUGCACAUCAAAUUCUCGAUGACUGGACGGGUAUGGAAGUUAGUCUUUUCGAAGAGGCUUACGAACGCUUUACCAAGGACUUUCAUGCCAUCGCCGAGCAGCUCCCGAAGAAGACAAUAAAAGACAUUGUUGCGUUCUAUUAUGUUUGGAAGAAGCAUGGAUCAUGCGCAAAAUUUCGAGAUUCAGACGAUGUCAAUAUAUCGGAUGAUUUUUUACCGGAGCCUGAGCCAAACGUAUCGAGUGAGACGCUCAAGCUGAUGGAUCGUCUAAGAAAACGCCAGGGGUACAUUCAAGAUUACCUUGAUGCUGCUCGGGCUAUGUAUUCUCCUCAGCCAACGUAUGCGUCCAACCACAAAAGGCAAAAGAUUUCCACAUUUGGUUUACAGCGCGUCACCUGCUUUCAUCAAGGCCUCAAAGGGUUAUCGCCAUUGCGUGUUUCAUCAGUGCUGGACACGUGGACUCCAUUUGAGAUCAGAAUUUUUGAAGUUGCGAUCGAGUGUUACGGCAAGGAUUUCCCGCGAAUUGCUGAUGUAAUCAACAGCAAGUCUUGCGGGGACGUGGUUGCAUUCUACUACAUCUGGAAAAAUGAUUUCCAUUACCAAGUCGUGAAGAAUCGGUGGGAAAGGAAGGAUGAAGCGCGUUUAACGAAGAAAUCUUCGGCUGACUUUAAUAACAAGUGUGCAUAA